Molecule: messenger RNA, 4068 nt
Organism: Stegastes partitus (bicolor damselfish)
Lineage: Eukaryota; Metazoa; Chordata; Actinopteri; Pomacentridae
Gene: daglb
Product: diacylglycerol lipase, beta
Exons: 15
Coding region: 590-2620 (676 amino acids)
Biological process (GO): diacylglycerol catabolic process; neurogenesis; arachidonate metabolic process
Cellular component (GO): plasma membrane; cytoplasm
Molecular function (GO): triacylglycerol lipase activity
Source: RefSeq, a predicted model, not a curated record
GUGCUAUGUUACCUCGAGUCUUGAUGACAAUAGGCAACGUCAUGCUUUGAAGACUGGCUUUAUGUAUCACUAGCUAAAAAAAAAAGCAUUUACCGCACGUGGUGGCUAUGCUAUCAAUUUCUCGGAAUAGCUUUAGAGUAUUUUUAGCAAGAUAGCUAAGGUUAGAAGCUAAUCACGCAACGGGGGACGUAGUGCUAAUUGUCGUAAACCGCAUUAGGGACAUUAUCUAAUGUUAGUUAGUCAAGGUGCCAUCAGGUCGCAAACUUCAACAGUGCGUGACAUCAGUGUUAUACCCCGGCUUUCUUGACUAGCGUUAAAUACAGUAACGUUAGCAGGUACGUCUGCGGGGACGCUAGACUGUAGCUAGCUUGCAUUGUGAGUCAGAAAUCAGUUGGGAUAAUUAUGCAACUUAGGAAGUGUAAGUGACAGCAAUGGGCGAGGAUCGCUGCCAAUUAGUUUAGCUGCUCCUUUGUCAGUGAAGUCAUGCAUGACGUGAGUCGUGUAUUGAUCAAGACGGUGUUACCCACUUUAUAGUGGCGAGAAGGCUAACCUACCAUCAGUGAGACAUUUGGGCUUGUUCACCGGCAACAUGCCUGGAAUGGUGGUGUUUGGUCGGCGGUGGGGGAUAGCCAGCGAUGAUCUUGUUUUCCCCGGAUCCUUUGAGCUGUUCAUCCGUGUGGUUUGGUGGAUCGGCACCAUGAUCCUGUUCACGUACCACAAGGGUCAUUUUGAUUGUAAUGGGAGAGGAGUUCUUCACAGCUACCUGGUGGGUCUGCUGGUCGUGCUGGCGCUCAUCAUCCUGUCACUGUGUGCUAUUGUCUACGUCAGUGCACAAGGUACCAUUACUAACCCUGGCCCGCGGCGCUCUAUGCCUGCACUGGUGUACCUGCGCGCUCUGCUGUACAUCCCUGAGCUGGUCUGGGCCUGUCUGGGAGCUGUCUGGGUGUCUGAUGACAGCAAAGGCUGUGAUCCCGCCACAGUGGGCGCUGUCAUUGCAGCAGUGAUUGCUAGCUGGAUCAUCCUGGUGUUCACGGUGAUAGGUGUAAUAUUUGUCUUUGAUCCGCUGGGAGACCCCCGUCCUCAGCCUGCUACCAUGGAGCCACUUGGAGUGCGAGACCUGCAAAGCAGCGAGGGAACCCAGUUCCUAUCCACUGCUCGCUCCCUGGCCGUUAAAGUCUGGGAGAGCAGGCUGCGACUCCUGUGCUGCUGUCUGCCGCAGGAUGAAAGCCACCGGGCAGCAUUCUCCAGCAUCGCACAGCUCUUUAGCAGCUUCUUCUCUGACACAGACCUGGUUCCCAGUGACAUAGCAGCCGGUUUGGCUCUGCUGCACCAGGAACAGGACAAGAUGGAGAAAAGCAGAGAUCCAGAAGUUAUCAUCACUCACAGCCCUUCCUCUCCAAUCGGAGAAGAUUUGGAGGCAGAGUUGGAGAAAGCUGCCCACUGUAUGCAGUUUGCUGCAGCAGCUUACGGCUGGCCGCUGUACAUUUACUCCAACCCCUGUACUGGACUCUGCAAACUCAGUGGAGACUGCUGUAGGAGUCGUGCAGCUGAGUAUGAGAUCGUCGGAGGAGACCACCUCGGCUGCCAUUUCUCCUCCAUCCUCCAGAGCACCGGUUUGCAGUACAGAGACUUCAUCUUCGUCAGCUUCCACAACCAGAUCUAUGAGAUCCCCUUCUUUGUGGCUCUGGAUCACAAGAGGGAGGCUGUUCUGGUGGCUGUCAGGGGAACACUUUCACUGAAGGACGCCCUGACAGACCUGUCAGCUGAAUGUGAGAACCUGCCCAUAGAUGGAGUGUCUGGAGCCUGCUACGCUCACAAGGGCAUCUGUCAGGCAGCGACUUACAUCUACAAGAAGCUGGUCAAUGAUGGCAUCCUUAACCAGGCGUUCUCCAUCGCACCGGAGUAUAAGCUGGUCAUCACUGGUCACAGUCUGGGCGCUGGCGCAGCUUCAGUGCUGGCUAUCCUCUUACGCAGUUCCUUCCCCACCCUGCAGUGCUAUGCUUUCUCUCCACCAGGGGGACUCCUGAGUAAAGCUUUAGCUGAUUACUCCAAGGACUUUGUGAUCUCAGUGGUGCUGGGAAAGGAUCUGGUUCCCAGACUGAGCAUUCCCAACAUGGAGGAUCUCAAGAGGAGGAUACUUAAAAUAGUUUCUAACUGCAAUAAGCCCAAAUACCGCAUCCUGCUGCAGGGAUGUUGGUACGAGCUGUUUGGAGGAGACCCAGAUGAUUUCCCCACCGAGAUGGACAACAGGAGGGAGGAGGAGCUUAGCCAGCCGCUGCUGGGGGAGGAGUCACUGAUGAUUCGCCACUCAUCAUCCUAUCAGAGCCUGGCCUCAGAUGACUCACCAGCCCACACAGCUGCAAACUUACCGCUCUUCCUGCCUGGACGCAUUCUGCAUAUCACAGAAGACGGGCCUUCACGGAGAUCCUGUUUCUCUCAGGUCCGUUACCGUGCAGACUGGUCCAACGAAAUGGCGUUCAGGAGUAUUUUGAUCAGCCCCAGGAUGCUGGCCGAUCACUUGCCCGACGCUGUGCUCCGAGCGCUCAACAGUCUCACCAGCGACAGGCCCUUUUCCCUCUGCCCUUCGUCUUUGAACAACAGCCAGCACAAUACUAUCUGAAAUGUACUAUAAAGACUGACUCCUUACGUCUGUGCUCCCAGACUCCGCAGUAUCUUAAACCAACUUUUGUUCUUGUCUCUACAUCUGAUCCAGGACAGCUUCAAGUACUUCACUUGAUCUGUCAUCCCAACCUUUCCUCACAUAAAUAUAUACCUUUCUCAAACAUUUGCAUUGAUUGUAAUGGUAAUGGCAGACAUCAAACCGUAGAGAUUUGCCUGAUGUGGUCUCUAUGGAUGAAUGUGAUUUGUAAAGAGAAACACUUUGGAGCUCAUUCGUUCAAUUGCACUUUUAAUUAUUUAAUUCAAAUAAUUUGAUUUGUUUCGGCUUCAUGAGUUACUCCAUGAGCAACCUUAUGCCAUGAUCUUUGAAUGUGCGUUGUGUACAAUAUUUUGACAGUGCUCCAGUUUUGUUAUAAUGUCAGUGUUCUACAGUUUAUGUUGGUGUGAUUGGUGUGUGGCUGGUAGAGGCUGCCCUCGUGGUCACCGCAGCUCUCCACUCUUGUCUUCCUUGUGUUUGAGGGCGACUGAGGAGCAGUCUGACUACGACGUGAACAUACAGCUUUGGAAUUAUUUAUUCGACCACUGUGAACACUUGUUUGCUGCCUCUUCCUUUGCAUUCUUGGUGAAGAAGUACUGCGUUCUCUUCUUUACGUUUUGCUGAUUCCAAGCCUGUGUCGGUGUUUGUUCAACACUAAGAAGGUUCUCAUUAUCUCACAAUUUUCUUUAUUAAGGCAUUGUUGAAUGGUAAUUUAGUUUGGAUUGUCUCUCGACUUCACAUAUACAGCGUAUGAACAAAAUAAUCCAAAAAAGUUUUGGGCUAUGUACCCUGAAUUUUGACAUUUUUAUUUUCAAUACAGCAUUUAUUGCAUGUAUUGAAUCCUUGUAAAAACUUUUUUCAUGUGUUUUUUAAAAGAUGCUGUUGUUAUUUAACCACUAUGAUAAAAUUAAAACAAAAUGAUCAGUGUUGGGGGCCUUUUAUGAAGAGAAAGAAAACAACAGGUGGUUUAAUAAUUGUUUCUAAAGCUGUAUAAGGGUAACCUGUACCUCAAACCGUGGUCUGAAUUUACAUAUUCAUUGUAUCGUAACUGUGGUUAGCCUGUCUUGUGUUUAAUGUCUUGAGACAUCAGGGUGAACUGUGCCUAUGCAUUACAGAAAAACAAGCAGACAAAAAGUACUUUUACAGAAGAGGCAGUGAUGAGUGCAGUGUGUUUACAGUAAGUUCUGCAGCGUGAACAGUGCAUGGUGUUUGCCAUAAACAUGAUAGAUGUGGGAGGUAGAGAGAUUGUACAUUUUUUUGUGGGAACCUGUUUACUUGCCAUGAAUAUUACAUUGUUUUUCAGGUGAUCUAUAAUAUCAAGGUUUGAAUCAGCUUAUGCCUGCAUAACUAUUUCACAUCCUGAUACAGUGCAUUGGACUCCUUGAUGCAAAUAAAAGCGUUUGUGAAGCACA